This is a messenger RNA of Quercus lobata, 2028 nucleotides long. Its product is annotated as putative disease resistance protein At3g14460. The record is from RefSeq and is a predicted model, not a curated record. The transcript has a single exon. Bases 1 to 2028 code for a protein of 675 amino acids. Gene Ontology annotation, molecular function: ADP binding. NCBI's taxonomy places the organism in Eukaryota, Viridiplantae, Streptophyta, Magnoliopsida, Fagales, Fagaceae.
AUGGAGGAGGGCAACAUGGCUGGCACGCGGAUCGAAGGGCGAUUUAGGGUGCUGUUGGACUAUUUUGAUUCUGAAGAACAAGAACUCGAAAACUUCUUUCUAACUCUGAAACGCAAUGAUGACUUUCUGGAGAAGUGGAAGAUAAUGCUUAGGGCUCUAAUUUUCAUGGUGGUUGAUUUUGAAAAAUGGAGCCAGGUAUGGAACGGGCCCGGAGAACGCGUAAUCUUUGAUCUUUGGCUGUACGAGGUUGAAGAAGCUUUCUAUCAAGCAGAGGAUGUCAUGGAUGAGAUCUUCACUGAAGCUUUGCAACACAGGUUGGCUGCUGAAUCUCAGACCAAGUCAAGUCCUGUAUGGAUCUACGCAAAAGAGAAAGAAAGAAAGAUGGAGGAGAUCCUUUACAGAAUAGAUUGCUUUUUGAAGGUAGGAGAUGCGCUAGAUUGGAUUGGAGGCGAAGAAUACGAUGUAUACCGGAUGAAAUUACAAAAGAUCCGAUUCAAUCCCAUCUGGGGUUACGAGUAUCCGGGAAACUUUAUAUAUUUUGUGGAUGAGUCUGAAGUAUUCGGUAUGGACGUUAAGAAAGAAGAAUUUAUGAAUAUCUUGCUGUCCCAUGGUACAUAUGAUAAAGAGUUGUCUGUAAUUCCGAUACAGGGUCAGUCUGGAAUAGGCAAGACCACACUUGCUCGGAUCAUUUACAACGAUCCCAUCGUUGGCCAACAUUUUGAUCUCAAGGCCUGGUUUCGCGUUGGUGAUUUUAAGUUGGUCACCAUGACAAAAGCCAUCUUUGAGUCUUUCAAUUUGCAGUCUUUUGAUCUCGAGGAAUUAAAUUUGCAGUCAGGACUAGAUUCGGACCAACUCCAAGUAAAAUUGCAAGAGUACCUUAGGGGAAAGAGAUUUUUACUCGUUCUAGAUGAUGUGUGUUCUUUUAAUAAAGACUGGAAAGUCUUUCGAUCUACUUUAACAGGAGCUGCUGCCAACAAAUGUUGUGUUAUUGUAACUACAUGCGAGGAAGAUUGUGCAUCAUUGAUCAGUACUGUCGAUGUUUAUCGAAUGGAGCCAUUAUUAGAAGAUGAAAGUUGGUCGCUGUUUGCAAAAUUUGCUUUUGGCAACCUAAUCCCUAGUUCCUAUCCAGAACUAGAACCUAUUGGCAGAAAAAUUGUGCGUCGUUGUGACGGUGUGCCUUCAAUAGUAAGAACACUAGGGUCUCUCUUGCGAUUUAAGCUACAAGUUGAGGAUUGGAAGACUGUAAAGCAAAAACUUAAGACUUAUCAAAGAUCUGUGCAUUUUCAGUUUCAUGAUAAAUGGAUGCGGGGCUUAGAUGAUCUUCCUGGAAAUCUGAAGCAAUGCCUUAGAUAUUGUUCAUUAUUUCCCAAUGAUUAUGAGUUUAAAAAAGAGAGCCUUGUCCUUUUAUGGAUGGCAGAAGGUCUUCUAGAUAGACAGAGAAUGGAAAAGACUGGUUACGAAUACUUUGAUCAAUUGUUCUCGGAAGAACAUUUUUCAUCAUCCUUAGGUCGUGAUGUUGUUGAUAUGCCUUUCAAGAUGUUCAAUCAAAAGGAGGACUCCAGUUUCUCUUCUAGAUAUUUCGUCAGAUUGGAGGAAAACUCCUUUUCUCAAUUCUCUGUAAGUAUCAGGCAUUUGUCACUUUUUUUCAGAAGCCAAUAUGAUUCCACAGUGAUAUUUAAGGCCAUUGAUAAAUCCAAUUUUUUAAGGACCUUUUUGCCACUGGGUCAUGGAUCAUGUCAUUUAAGUAGUGAUGAACUGCAUAAUUUGUUGUCCAAACUGCAAUUCUUACGAGUGCUUUCUUUAUCCCGUUAUCAUAUCACUGUGUUACCUGUCUCCAUUGGCAAUUUGAAACAUUUACGGUAUAUCGAUCUCUCUCACACCCCAAUUAAUAGGUUACCUGAAUCAAUUUGUGACCUUUGCAAUUUACAGACUUUAAUAUUGCCAAAUUGCCAUUCUCUAACUGAAUUGCCACAAAUCAUGUGGAAGCUUAUUAACUGCGUCAUCUCAACAUUUGUGGAACUGACUUAA